UCCUUUCCCCCCCUCACUGUUAGUCUCAGUUUUGAAGCAAGUAGAGGCAGUAUGGCGGUCCGGGCUGUUUCUCUAUUAACCGCAGCAGCUCUGGCUUUACGCUACCAGCAGUUUCCUUUUCUUCCAUUCUACUACAAAGCUUUGUAUUAGCAACUUUAACUUGGAAAGAAGGGGGUGCCCUUUUGGUUUUUUUAAACCCACCCCUCGAAUUACUUUCCCGUUUAAAAGAAAAAAAGAAAGAAGGAAAAGUGAAAUCAACAACUAAUUAUUAUAACAACAAUCACAUCAAUAACUUGGUGACAAGCAACCAACAACAACAACGAAGCUAAUACAAACUAAAGUACCUCGAGUUCGAAUUGAAUCUGGACUGAAAAAUAAAAAUAGCUGUUCGAGGUAUUUUGUUGAAAGCUGAAAUGAAAGCGAGAGAGAGGAAGAAAUACGAGCACAUGCAGGAAAGCGAGAUAUGUGUACGGACGAUUAAUUAAAAUUAGUUUGGAUAACAAGAAAUCUGUGGAGAAAUAUAUAUGAGUGACCAGGAAAUGGGUUCAUAAUAUACCAACUGCACCUUGCAGGACAUACUUGUGUUGAUGUUUUAUUUUAAUAUACAUAUACACCCUGUACAUCUACACACACCGUAAUCUGCACACGGAUUAUAUUCGUAUAUAUAUGUUUAUAUAUACACACACGAUAUAUUGAGUGCCGGCCUACUGAUAAGACAUAUGUGUAUAUACAUACAUGUUUACGCACAAUCUGCUGGGAAGAAAUAAAUAUUUGAGUUUUCUAACACAAACACCGACUUUAAAGAAUUAAUAGGAACCAACGUACUGACACAUUUUUUCACAUGCAAAACAUUAAAACCACCUUUAUAUAUACAUAAACAGAUAAUUUGUAGAAUAUAUUACUUAUUUAUAUAUGCAUCUAUCAACAACACUUAUUCUAGUAUUAUACUAAUAGUGAUAGACUCGCCGGUUUUUCUGUCAUAUGCUAACCACUAUCGAAUGUUACUUCUCCCCUUUAGAAAUUACUAUAGCAAGUAUAAAUAGUGUAGUUAGUAGGUAUUAAGUUUUGAUGGCCUACCCACGGUUUACCUUUCCGGAUUUUACCUGCUCAAGGAUAUUUACCUUCUAUUCGUGGACGACGUCUAUAUAAAGAAAAAAAAUCUUAAGCAACGGACACCUGCAGUAGAGAGAACGAAGUUUGUGUGAGUGUAUAUAUAUAUAUAUAUAUAUAUAUAUAUAUAUAUAUACUGAUAUAUUUAUAUUUGAAUAAAGAUGUUAUCUUUUUGACUGACAAAAGGGGGGAAGAUUUGAAAUGAUAUGAAGGGAAAACAUGACUGUAGGGUUAGACUCCUAAGAUUGAUAAAUUUCCGGAUUAUUUAGUUUUCUGUUCAUAUUAAUUUAUUUUUCACCGAAAAAAGAAUAUCACGACAGUAAAAGUCAUUGAAUAUUAAACCAAAGAAAUAACAUAUUUGUUUUAUACAUUCAUUGUUUUUCUCUAAUCAGAUUUUGGUAUUGUAAUAUUUUUUUUUUCUUUUCCAAAACAUUUACCCACACAUGUACAUACAUAAAUUGUUUGUAGACGCCUCCUGAAACCUGGUUCCUUGUCUACAACACUAGGACAAUUUUUACACCCUCCAAUUAUUUAUAAUUAUAUACAUACACACAUACAUAUUACACUGACUGUGAAUGUAAUAGUUCAGUGUACAUACAUCAAUAGACCGACACCUUGGUGAGGGCCCAUCUAUCUGGGCCGGGGCAAUGGCGAAAAUCGGAUUGAAACUUCUACCAGAAAGCAGACGGACAGUCAGUGGGUCCUUUUUUUCGGUGACCUUAACUUUUAUUUGGACAAUCGGAUUCCUUACUUUAACCGUUAAAGGGUCUUCUGUUCACUUCAGAAAGUUCCAUUUCACUGUUGAGCCAAGUGAUGUGGUCACCAAUCGAGGUGAAGAUGUACAGUUACACUGUAAUGCCCAGCACGGAUAUAAUAAAACAAAUAUCUUUUGGAAAAAAGACAACGAACUCUUAAAUACGAGACAGCAACUGAAAAAUGGCUCCUUGUAUAUACAAAACGUCCAACACAGCAAGUCCAAUGUUGGUGAUGUUGGUGAAUACCAAUGUUUUGCUGAAGUGCCUAGCAUUGGAACGAUUAUCAGCAAACCGGCUCAUGUACAAAUUGCGCAUAUGGCCAAGAUGUUCUCAAUCACACCCGAGACGCUCGAGGUUUACCUGGGUGACAUAGCCAUGUUCCAAUGCUCCAUUGACGGUAUUCCUCAACCAAAAUACUCCUGGUACAAGAACAAUGUCCUAUUGAAACGGUCCAAUCACAUAAAAAUGUAUACAGAUGGAUUUCUAGAAAUUACAAAUGUGCGAGCAAUAGAUCUUGGAAAAUAUUAUUGUGAGGCCAGAAACAUGAAUACAAGUCGUCGUAGUAGACCAGCUGUUUUGCAAGAAAACACGGAUUUAGAAAGCAUCCGUAAAGGCGUGGCACCUUCGUUUGUAAUGAAGCCACAAGAUGCUGAAGUGAUCCGAGGUUCAUUAUUGGUGUUACACUGUGGAGCAAAUGGUAUUGAUAGAAAUGAUGGAAGUCCAAAGAUCACAUGGCUUAAAGGAGGUGUUGAAUUAGACAAUUCCAACAAAACAUACAAAAUUGUCGGUACAGGCAGCUUAGUAAUUCCCAACGUUCAAGAGAACAACAAUGGCAUUUACACUUGCCGUGCAAGCAAUAUGGAGGACUCUAUAGAUGCCCCAGCUUCAGUAAAUGUCCUCAGUCCCCCCAAAUUCAAGACAAAACCAAUGAAUGCUGUAGCCCAAGUGAACUCAGAACAAAUGUUUGAAUGUGAUAUAUACGGUGUGCCGCCACCAAAAAUCUAUUGGAUGAAGGAUGGUAAAAUGAUUGAGACUGAUGACUACUUCAAAAUAGUUGAUCACAAGAACCUGCGUAUACUGGGUCUGCUGAAGGAGGAUGAAGGAAUGUACCAAUGUUUUGGCAAGAACUAUCUCGGUAGUAUUCAGGCCAGUGCUCAGCUGGUAGUGAGGCCACAUACAGACGAUUCCCAUCCCUUGACCCCAACACUGACCCACUCACCAACCAUCCCUCUAGGCCUGCAGAACUUGAACACCGAUAGCUUGCCGUCUGUGCCAGUCGACCUACACGAGGUGAUCCGGGCCCCGAGCUUUGUCACGCUGUCAUGGAAACCACCCACCCACACAGGACCGAAGGAUGCCAAAAUCAUCAGUUACUCUGUCUUCUGGAAAGAAAAAGAACGCGAAAGUCAUAAAACGCGAAGGCGGAAAGGAGAAAUAAGGGAACGAGUUAUGAAUACAACCAGUUUGGAAGCAACGAUCCAACACCUAAAGCCGAAUACAGUUUAUGAGUUCCGAGUUCAAGCAUACAACUCUCAUGGCCCUGGAAAGGCCGUUGUUAUUGAAGUUGAAUCUGAAGAAGAAGUGCGUGUGCCAAGUCCUCCACGAAAUGCCAUUGCUGAAGCAGUGUCCCCUACAUCGAUAAGGGUGAAAUACGAACCACCAGAAGAGCCUAACGGAAAGAUUAAGUCCUAUAAAAUCAUCUACUACGAAGUCGGAGCCAACAAAGAAGCCGCGAUAGAAGUACGAGGCCUGGAGUACGUGUUGACAAACUUGAAACAGUUUCGUGACUACAGCUUCAGGGUAGAAGCUCACAAUGAGAAUGGUGCAGGGAUGAGUACAGAGGAAUUUGUUGCCAAAACCAAAGCAGAUAUUCCUUCUGAUUCUCCGACAAACUUCACUCUGGAAGCAACAAGCUCAACGAGCAUCAUAGUCCGUUGGGAACCCCCGCCGAAAGAUCACCAGAAUGGUCCAAUAGUCGGUUACAAGAUACGCUUUAAAAAGAAAGGCAGCCGCCGCGGUAAAACUGUCACCACAGCAAGUAAUGUGAAGUUCCAACCACUGACUGAUCUGGAAAAAGGCGCCGAAUAUUCAGUUCGUAUAGCUGCACUCUCAACCCUUGGCAUCGGUCCAUUCACAGACUGGCUUUUCACAAAAACGUAUGAUGAUGAUCUUGAUGAAUCUCAUGUUCCUGGAAAACCUUCUAAAGUUCGAACCGCUGCUGAAGCCAACUCAAUCUUGGUGCGAUGGGCUCCACCUGUUGACAGCAGCAAGACAUUAGUAAGGGGUUACACUGUUACCUACGGCAAGGGUAUACCAGACGUUAUGCGAGUCAAACUUGGCCCUCAACAACGUGUUUAUAAAAUCAAAAACCUUCAACCAGCUUCUUCGUAUGUUAUUAAAGUCAUGGCCACCAACAAGAUCGGUGACGGUCCACCAAUAUAUGCCCAUGUGAAGACAGAUAAAGAGUCAGAGAUUGAUCUCGCUACUCCAAUGAUACCUCCAGUCGGAUUGAAGACAAUUGUUCUAUCAUCUCAAACUAUUGUACUCACGUGGACUGACUCGACCUUGAGUCGUGCUCAGCGCAUCACGGAUAACCGUUACUACACGGUACGCUACUCACCUGUCUAUAACAAGAAGAAGUAUCGCUACAUCAAUUCAACAGACCUCAAUGCACACAUAGACCACCUGAAACCAAAUACUCAGUACGAGUUCUCAGUGAAAGUUACCAAAAACCUUCGUAAAAGUACUUGGAGCAUGAGUGUCGUCAACACAACUCAAGAAUCAGCUCCUGGAGGUAUACCCCGAGAUUUAACCCCAGCUCCAGUGGAGGGUAACCCACUGUCGAUUACAUUAAGUUGGCAACCACCUCCACGACCAAACGGUCAACUAACAGGCUAUUUAAUUUUCUACACCACCGAUUCCCACCAAGACGACCGAGAUUGGGUUGUGCACAAUGUCGAUGGAGACAAACUGUCCUCCACAAUCAAAGACCUCACCCCAGACACAACUUAUUUUUACAAAAUGCAAGCUCGCAACAAUAAGGGAUAUGGUCCAAUGUCCCCUACUGUUGUGUACAGAACAUCAAAAGCUGAUGGUACUGGUGGGGGUUUGGUACAAGUCCCAGACUUGCCUCCGGAUAUUCAGCAAUUUGACUUCAAGUAUAAACCAGGCCGCAGUUUUUUACCUCCCGACCCAAAUGAGCCAAGAGGUGUUAACAAAGAACCAAAUGAAGAUGAAAAUGAUGAUUCUGUUCCUACCAAUGUUAUGAUUAUUAUUAUUGCCUGUGUUAUCGGGGUGACGUUCUGCAUUGCCGUUGUGGCUGUUGCAAUCGUCAUCUGCAAGAAGAAGGAAUACAGAAACAAACGGAGUUCUGGGACUUACGCAUCUCCUGCUAAAGGCAAGACGCCAAAAGCACCUACUACAAAAGAUGUAAAGCCACCAGACCUCUGGAUCCAUCAUGAUCAAAUGGAAAUGAAGAACUUGGAUAAGUCAGAAAACAGAGAAUCAUCCGCACCUACUCCAGCUCCCUCCCAGAGAUGUGGGGAGAGCUCCAAAUGUGAAGAUUCAUCCCUGAUGGAUAUGGAGAAACGCAGAAAUUCAUUAGUGGGAGACCCGAGUUAUCUAUCACCAGCCCCUGAUGAAAGGUAUCCUCGUAGCAUCAUCCGUCCAAAACCUAUUAUGAUUUCUGUGGACCCAACACAACCAAUGUCUCGAGAUCCGCCAGUCUCCACGGUGACUGCCGUCCCCAAUGGGCAUUUUCCCGGCGCUGAAAGUCCUCAAUCACAAGUGGCUGUACGUCCUGUCUACCCCAGAACACAGUACAACACACAAUAUUCUACUCCACCCAGAGUUCAUGCAGGAGAUGUGUCUCAGACCACUUCCAGCCUGCAAGUAAGAGCUGUUCCUCAACAAAACACUCGAGGUUGUUGCACACCUGUUCAGUCACCUGAGUCUUUCUUACCUCCAUCCCUACGGAUGGGCGGAGAGCACGUGCCCUGUAUGGUCUCCCAUGAGUACGCUGUACUUCAGCCUGAGCCUCGUUUUACUGAUAUCAACACCACUUCUACUAACACUGCCACUAGUCCAGCUGCUUAUGCCAAUACCAUCACCACCACUGCUGCUGCCAACAACAAUAACAGUACUACCACUACUAUCACCACCACAACUACCACUACUACUUCUGCUGCUACCCUUCCUUUGCCCAACACAGCAGUCUCUGUCACUGACAGCAAUAACGGGUUUGUUGUUCCUGGAGCAGGCCUCACCCAGCGACAUCCGCUGGUAUCAAACCUCAACUCACUGAAAGCUGUCUCAGCUCCAGGAGUUUCCCUGUCAGCAAACCAAGGCACAGGUGCAGCAGCAGCAGUGCCUAAACAUUUAGUGAAGCCUCAACAAAGUUCUAGCCCUUAUAAAAGACCCAACCCUCCAGUAUCAAGUGGCCCUAUAAAACCCCGCUCACCAAUGCCAAUAGUAACACCUAAGGCCCCAGAUGUUACUCUAAAAUCAGGAAAAGAAGAGUCUGAAAUGCAGAAAUCUUUAAGUACCGAGGAAUUAACAGCAGAGAUGGCAAAUUUGGAGGGCCUGAUGAAAGAUUUAAAUGCCAUAACCCAACAGGAAUUCGAAUGCUGAACUCUUCAUUAGGCCUGACACAUCCUUCAUGCAGACAUUCUGAUGGGGACUAAACCCUCACGUUGCCCUAAGCUCUGCCAGGCACUGUUCAGGACAAACAACCCAACUGGCUAAUGCAGUCUUUCUUUCCUCAUCUGUACAUAAAGUCGGCUAGCUAUCCCGCUCCACCACCACUCUGUCAUUGUCACCUCUUAUUCUAUCACCCUUUCUUUUCCUCUCUCUCUCUCUCUUCCUUAUUCCCCCCUCUUUCUCAUUGCUGUCUAUUAGCCAGAUACUCAACAGAGCUGUGAGCUGGGCUGAGCAUGUCCUACAAAUUUAUCUCCACCAAAAAGUUUUCAAAAACGGUUGGAGAAAAAUUUCAGGUGCGGACUUGAAGAAGUCAUCUUUCUUUCUUUCCUCCCUUCUCUCUCUCCUCCCCACUCUUUCUAUCUUCCCCCACCUCCCUCUCUCUCUCUCUCCUGUUCUUUGUCAUCUUUUUAUUUAAGAAAAUGAAAAUAAAGAGAAAUAUCGAAGAUUUCAAAGAAAGGAAGAAGAAGAAAAAAGGAACAAAAACUUGUUGACUGUUUAAAUUUUAAACAAAUAUCACACAUACACACGUGCUGACAUGCCCUUCUAUACACAGAGUAUGUGCAUGUAUAUAUAUACGCGUGUGUGUGUGUAUAUAUAUAUACAUGUGUGUAUUUGUAUGUAUAUAUAUACAUAUACACGUGCAUAUAAAUAUAUAUAUAUAUACUCACAAACACAUACAUACAUACUUAUACACAUAUGCUUAACUGUGUGUGUGUAUAUAAAAUCUUUUGUGAAUUGGAAAUUUCAGUGUGCUGGAAAUUUUUUUGUGGAAGUGAAAGCCCCAAGACUAAACAUUUAAAAGAAGAAAAAAAAAUAAUAAAAUACAAGGUUUUUUUUUUUUCUUAGAUUGGGCAAAUAUGAUGCUGUAAUUAACACUAAUGAGCUCAACUUCUUUGUUUCACACCCAUACACACACAUACAUACAAAUACACAGUUGUGAAGUAAAGGGAGAACAAAAGUGACUCUUAUCAUGCAAUAUGCCUCUUUACAAUUAAUUUUAACUCUUCAUUUUUUUUUUUUUAAAUAACUUCCAUAAACAGUAUUUCUUUAA
Molecule: messenger RNA, 7614 nt
Organism: Octopus bimaculoides (California two-spot octopus)
Lineage: Eukaryota; Metazoa; Mollusca; Cephalopoda; Octopoda; Octopodidae
Product: neogenin
Biological process (GO): cell-cell adhesion
Cellular component (GO): membrane
Molecular function (GO): protein binding
Source: RefSeq, a predicted model, not a curated record